CGGACCGACGCUGACUUCUGGCUCUGCCGUUUUGCGUGACACGCCCACUAAUUCGUUGUUAAUAUUACUACUUAGCACUAUCCGUUUAUAAUAUUAUACAUUUCUGGAUCUCUUUAAAAGAUUUUUAAGAUCGUGUAAACUAUCCAGACGAUGACUUCUCAAUUGAAGAAUUUUUUAGUAACAUGAAGAAGCUGAUGCCAACAAUAAACUUUUAAGUAAAACCGUUGAUUAAACAAUAACACUCUUAAGAAAUUAAUUGUUAAGUAGUUAAUCUGGAAGGAGCCUGGAAAACCUUGUUGGGAUAAGUCUGCAGGUCGAUACGUGCCGAAACAAUAAAAGGGGCGUGGCGGUCCGUUUUACUGUAACUCGCCUAAAAAUCGUGCCGCUAGUGACAAAGUUUCCUUAAAAACGAACUGAACACUAUAUCCAGAAAUAAUGUUGGUAAAAGUGUUAUCCAUCCUACUAUUAAUUAGUAAAGCGAAAGAGAGCGAUUGCUUCAGUCUGACCAAUAUGACGGCGCCACCCGUUCAAGAUCCUCGAUCGGAAAUGAGACUGCAUUGCCAGUUUGAUAUGGGGGGCGAGGAGUUGUAUGCUGUCAAAUGGUAUAAAGAUGACCACGAAUUCUUCCGAUACACCCCAGCUGGUGAGGAAAUGGUCACAUUUAUGGUGCCCGGAGUGCAUAUCGAGGAAAAACAGUCAAGAUGUAACCAGAAUAGGUGCGAUUUGUUGCUGAUUAAGCUGAGAAAGCCGGAAAGUUCCGGGGCUUAUCGAUGCGAGGUUUCCAGCGAGGCUCCCGCUUAUCGUCUGGCAUCUGAGACCCAUAACGUUACGGUCGCAGCUCUACCUGAAGAACCACCUAUGAUCGAUGGUUUGAAAAGCACAUACACUUUGGGAGAAUCUAUGGUAGCUACGUGCACCUCUGGACUAGGAGAUCCUAAGCCACAUCUUAAGUUUUAUAUGAACAAACUGCCAGUUUCUCACGCAGUAGUAAGAGACAUCAGUCCCGAAUCACCUCUUUUCACAGACCCUCAGACCGGCCUGCAACUUAAACGUGGCAAAAUCCAGAUACGGAUGAUCCUGGAUAAGAAACCCAGCGGAGCUAACAUUAACGCUCCCACUGAACUUUCUUGCGUAUCAUCUACAGAAGGUCUUGAUGCCAACGCUGCUCCUCCAGUAGUCACUACCAGAACGUUCACUUUGGUAGAUCAGAAACAGGUGGUGAACAAUCAGAAGUUUCGUUGGACCGAUGCAAUCUCCAGAUCUGGAACACUUAGAUCUACGCAUGCGCUGAUAGUGAUCGUCAGUAGUCUCGUUUAUUAUGGCCAAUAAGUGAAGCUAACUUAGAAGUCUAUAUUAUAAUAGGAAACUGUUAUUAUUUAGAGGGGUUUAUGAAUGGUUGACUUUUUGUAUUGAGUCAACCGUCUGUAAUUCGACUUAGGUCAUACUAAUAUGUUUUUCAAAAAAAAAAAAUAUAUAUAUAUAUGAAUUAGAAAAGUGUACACACCAUAUCACCGUAUCCUAUUAGAACACGUUAGACCAAAGUUUUAUAUGAUGUGAUAUAUGUGGUUCAGUUUCUGGUUUAAUUUUUUCUUCAAGUGGUGGAGAAGACUGAUUGGUCAGGAGGUGUUCCUAGUAAGGAGUUUAAAUUUUAAUAAGUGUAUACGUCGUGGUUUUUAGUUUUAAAAUAAGUUAAUAUAUUAGGGUGAGGCAUUUUUCA
Messenger RNA from Anthonomus grandis grandis, 1717 nucleotides. RefSeq lists its product as uncharacterized. The transcript has 6 exons. The record is from RefSeq and is a predicted model, not a curated record. NCBI's taxonomy places the organism in Eukaryota, Metazoa, Arthropoda, Insecta, Coleoptera, Curculionidae. The coding region runs from base 436 to 1329 and encodes 297 amino acids.